Molecule: messenger RNA, 823 nt
Organism: Hibiscus syriacus
Lineage: Eukaryota; Viridiplantae; Streptophyta; Magnoliopsida; Malvales; Malvaceae
Product: probable gamma-secretase subunit PEN-2
Exons: 2
Coding region: 124-558 (144 amino acids)
Cellular component (GO): gamma-secretase complex
Source: RefSeq, a predicted model, not a curated record
AUUUACCCUUCACGUUUUGUUUGGAAUAGAAAACCGAAAAGGGGAGUGGGUCUUGUCUUCUCCCGAAAGCAAGGCACAGCGUUUGAGCUCUCAAGGACAUCGUAUCGGAAUAGUAGAUCGAAAAUGGAAGCCUCACAGUCACCGGAAUCAACGAACACACAGCAAAAUCAAAACCCUAACAAUAAUUACCCAAACAAUAGCAAUUCGAUACUGUCAUCUACGCCGGUGUGGCCCACAAUCGACGGUCCCUUGGGCCUGUCGGAGGAAGAAUCGUUAUCCUACGCUCGGAGGUUCUACAAGUUCGGCUAUGCGCUUCUUCCUCUGCUUUGGGCCGUUAAUUGCUUCUAUUUCUGGCCCGUUCUCCGUCACUCUCGCUCCUUUCCUCGACUUCGCCCCUAUGUAGUGGCGUCAGCAAUUGGGUUUUCCGUGUUUUCAGUUCUCUUGUGUUCUUGGGUGCUGACAUUUGCCAUAGGAGGAGAACAACUUUUCGGUCCUACCUGGGAUCAACUGGUAAUGUAUAAUGUUGCGGACCGAUUAGGAUUAACAGGCUGGAGUUAGCCAUCUGUCCUUUCAAAAUUUUAUGGCUUCUUUUGAAUUAUCGAUCUCUAAACUCUAUCUUGAAAGAAGGAAAAUGAAUGGCGUGUGGAAUGAAUGGUUUAAAAGGCGUUUAUAAACGUGUCUUAUUCGAAAUCCAGAUGUGUAUUCUAAUGAUUGUUGAACCAGUACUGAUUUCUUAAUCAAAAUUGUAAGAUUUUAUGAGGCUUAAGAGCUUAAUAUGUUGAAGGAAUGCAGUCAAACAUGAGAGCCACCUUUUUUAGUAUUA